AUGAUACUCAACAUGUUGGCUGUUGUAGCUGUGGUCUUUGCUACAACGACCUCGGUAUCGGCAAUGACAACAAUGAAUGUUGGUUCAACAGCUUCUACUGCCAAUAGUUAUGUUGCAGCAAUAGUCGAGUACUCACCAAUUGCCUAUGCAUUCCCUAACAAUGUCACACAAGACAUUGCCGUUCAAUACAUGUUACAGAAUGUCAUGCAGUACAAGCAAUUCAUUACACAAGCUGUUGAACAAAAGGCACAGAUCAUUGUGUUCCCAGAGUAUGGUAUCACUGGUAACAACUUUGCAAACAGUCGUGACCGUGCUUUCUCCUUCAUGGAGACUGUCCCAUAUCCCGAUCCCUUCAACCCUAUCAUCCCAUGCGACAACACCGACACACCGAUACUAAAUGCAUUGAGCUGCAUGGCACUGGCCAACAAGAUUGUGGUCGUUGUUAACAUGGCCGAUGUACAAUAUUGCAACACAACUAAUGAUGUUAACUGUCCAUCGGAUGGAAGAUAUCAAUUCAACACUCAAGUGGCAUUUGGUAGCAAUGGUGCAAUCAUUGGACGCUACCACAAGUCUCAUCUCUAUAGAGGCGAGGCACCUGUAAUGGACCAGCCAAUCGUGCCCGACAUUGAGAUGUUCACCACCGACUUCAACGUCACCUUUGGCAUGAUGAUCUGUUUCGACAUCCUAUUCGAGGAGCCACAGUCGACAUUGGUGGCCGCAGGCGUCAACAACUUUGUCUACUCUACCGAGUGGGUCAACGGCAACUACGCAUACGCCCGUCAAAUCCAGCAGGCAAUGUCCUAUAACUCACGCUCCAAUGUGUUGGCAUCAAACAUUGGCUCGAUCAACAUGAUGAGUGGAUCGGGCAUCUUCUCCAAUGGCCAACCGAUGGCCACAUUCUUCAAUCCAACAUUCAGUCCACAGUCGCAUCUGGUCGUGGCAACGGUGCCAUCUGACCCCAGCUCUGUCCAGGCACAACAACUAAGUACCUUCUACUCGGAGCCCCUGUGUAGCGAUGAUCAGCCACCAAAGGUCAACAUGAGACCCAACUACUCUGGUGUCCCUCCCAACACCUUCAACUCCUCAUUCACCAUCUUCAAGCCAAGCUCCCACCAAUCCAAUAUUGCCCUACAGUCUGAGAACAAUGGAUUCGUCUGCAACUUGAAGUACUCCACAAAGGAGGUGCCAGGCGACCAACACUUUGCCGUGGUCAGCUUCAAUGGCUUCUUCAAUGGACAUUGGAACGCUCAGAUAUGCAUGGUGGCCAUCUGCCUGGAUGAUACAGAGGCAGGAUGCUCACAACUGGUGUUCAAGAGCAAGACUGUGUUUACUGACUUUGAAAUGUCGGCUGCCAUCUCUGAGGGCUACAACGUCAAUGCGAUGAUCUACUCUGAGAACGUGAUGUCCAACUACUACCAAUCAUACGAUCCAAACACCUACACAUUUGCCAUCACUGGUAUGAACGAUCCAAUGAUCUCUGCCAGCAUGUUUGCUCAACAAUGGACCAAUGUCACGAUGACCACCAUAUCAGCAUCGACCUUCUCCGCCAAGCCAUUCACAUCAACAUUCCUUGUAAGAUAA
Messenger RNA from Acytostelium subglobosum LB1, 1581 nucleotides. RefSeq lists its product as hypothetical. The transcript is spliced from 4 exons. The record is from RefSeq and is a predicted model, not a curated record. Bases 1 to 1581 code for a protein of 526 amino acids. Lineage: Eukaryota; Evosea; Eumycetozoa; Acytosteliales; Acytosteliaceae.